AUGAACAUGAGGCACAUGGCAGGCAAAUCGAAAUUGCUACAUAUGCGGUAUUCCAAGAUACCAAAGAACAUUGACAGUUGCAGUCUCGGUGCCAUGGGCCUCUGUGAACCUGCUUCAAUCCAGCGCCGAGGCAGAAGGGAGGCGAGACAACAGGCAUCUAUGGGACUGCAGUUGAGAAACAUCCAGGUGUUGUUUCUGGUACUGAUGGUUGUGGCUGCACCGUUUCUUCGCUGUGCUGCUGUGGCUGGUGGCGUGGUCCCCCGAACGAGAAUGGCCACACCUGCAGACGACGACGAUUCCUUGGUGACACUCACGAACUGCUUUCCCGGCGUUAUACUCGGUGGUUUGCUCAACACCUACACCUGUAAAGUGAACAAUGACCAAACACUGAUUGGUUUGGACCUCUCCGCCUCGUACUACACCCCAAUAGGUCUCAUUACUGGGUGGCCGGCGACUCUUGAUAUUGAAAACAAUAAAAUUACAUUCAUGCCUAGUUGGGGGGCGCCUUCAGGACGUUGGGAAUUGGUCAUUACAGGGCGUCCUGACAUUUCAAGCACUGCCACACCUCGGACGAGCAAUAAAAGCAUGGGCUUCAUGCUGAUUGCAGAGACCAAUGCGAAUUUCGCUUCAGAAUAUCCAUAUUACGGUAUGGGUGUAUCGUUUGCGCCCAAUGUCCCGAGUGGCACCACGGCUUCCGACUACAUGCUGCUCCGCUCUUUCAAUGACUGCCGGUACACCACUACAACCUGCACCGACACUGUUGG
Molecule: messenger RNA, 764 nt
Organism: Trypanosoma grayi
Lineage: Eukaryota; Euglenozoa; Kinetoplastea; Trypanosomatida; Trypanosomatidae
Exons: 1
Source: RefSeq, a predicted model, not a curated record